Molecule: messenger RNA, 1237 nt
Organism: Agrilus planipennis (emerald ash borer)
Lineage: Eukaryota; Metazoa; Arthropoda; Insecta; Coleoptera; Buprestidae
Product: brachyurin-like
Exons: 7
Coding region: 21-911 (296 amino acids)
Biological process (GO): proteolysis
Molecular function (GO): serine-type endopeptidase activity
Source: RefSeq, a predicted model, not a curated record
UCUGAACAUAACUAUAUAAAAUGAGUUUCACAAAAAUUAGUACAAUAUCUGUGUCACGCGCAGAGAUGAAGAUAACGACUUUAAUUUUUAUCACAUUUUCCUUAGUUACGGCUCACAUAACUAAGGAUGGAUUUAAAAUUUUACCUACUCGCAAAGCAGCUCAUAGAGGACUCAAUCAGUUUGUAUCCUCUGAGGAUGCAAGAAUCGUAGGAGGGAAUGAAGCUGUACCAAACUCUUUACCAUAUCAAGCUGCUUUGAGAAUAUUUUACGAUGAAUGGACGGGUUUAUGUGGCGGAUCUCUCAUCACCAAGAGAUACGUGUUAACAGCUGCCCACUGCUUAGAUGAUAGGCAGUUGUUGUUAGAAGUAGUUCUGGGAGCACAUAAGUACCGUGAAAUUGAACUUACCCAGCAAAGGAUUAACACAUCCACGUUCAAAUUCCAUGAACAGUUUAAUAAUGAUUCACUAGAUAAUGACUUAGGCGUAGUCUAUCUUCCAACACCAGCAAAAAUCAAUCAAUACGUUCAACUGAUCGCACUGCCCAGUAGAGCUGACGUUUCGAAUAAUUUGGUGGGACGUGAGGCAAUAACAAGUGGCUGGGGAGACGAUAAUGAUCCUGCCACCGAUGGCAAAGAAGUAUUGCGAUACAUCAAUGUUCGUAUUAUAAAAAACGAAGUGUGUAAUGAGACGUUCCAGGAUCUUCCAGAUUCAGUUAUUUGUACUGCAGGAACGGGCAAAAAAGGGGUGUGCUUUGGAGAUUCAGGCGGACCACUUGUGGCCAAUAGAAAAUUGGUUGGGGUAACAUCAUUUAAAGGUUAUAAUGAUUGUGACGCUGGGGAUCCAUCUGGCUUUUCGAGGGUAACAUCAUUUUUAGAUUGGAUUGAAGCAAACACCGAUGCUGUUAUUGCUUAAACGUUCUUAAGUACUGAUGGUAAGAAGUACUUAUAGCUAUACAAAAAAAAAUAAUAAUAGCGAAUUGGUUUCCGUAACGUAUCCCAAAAGAUGAGAGUGAGGUUCUUCGUCAUCAGUCCGUCUUCAGUUGCUCAAAGUUAACCAGCGAAAACUGAGAAGGCUGGAAGAUAAUAGUCCUAUCUAAUAUAAAUACGAAUGUGAGUUUUUUGUUUGUUUGCUUUUCACCCUUUACUAUUCCACCGAUCACCAAGAAAUUUUGUACACACAUUGCCAGGGCUACAGAAAAGCACAUAAGAUACUUUUUAUCCAGAAAAAAUAUUGUUUCC